CUGCGGGACUACAUUCUCUAACGCACAUGGUUUUUGACGCCCUUGGUAUCUGUGCAAGUAUUUCUCUUUGUGGAUCUUUAAGUGUUGUACAAAAUCCUAUUGAAAAGACGCAUUUGAAAUUUUUACAAACUUCCUUUUAAUUUAGCAAAAUGUAUUAUCUUACAUCUGUUCUUCGCCCUUUACUUUCACGUCGUAUUGCAUUAAACAUCAGAAGAAAUUAUGCUAAAGAUAUUAAGUUCGGUCCAGAUGUACGAGCCUUGAUGUUACAAGGUGUAGAUGUACUUGCAGAUGCUGUUGCUGUAACCAUGGGACCUAAGGGCCGAAAUGUUAUAAUUGAACAGUCUUGGGGCUCUCCAAAAAUAACAAAAGAUGGUGUAACUGUUGCUAAAGCUAUUGAACUUAAAGAUAAAUUCCAAAAUAUUGGGGCCAAACUAGUCCAAGAUGUUGCAAAUAAUACUAAUGAAGAAGCUGGUGAUGGUACGACAACAGCAACAGUGUUAGCCAGAGCCAUAGCAAAAGAAGGUUUUGAAAAAAUCAGCAAGGGAGCAAAUCCAAUUGAAUUCAGAAAAGGUGUAAUGUUGGCUGUGGAAAAAGUUGUUGAAGAGUUAAAGAAAAAUUCUAAACCUGUCACAACACCAGAAGAGAUUGCUCAGGUUGCUACUAUAUCAGCUAAUGGUGAUAAAGAAAUUGGAGAACUUAUUUCAAGUGCAAUGAAAAAAGUUGGAAAUGACGGUGUAAUAACUGUUAAAGAUGGAAAAACAUUAAAUGAUGAAUUGGAAGUUAUAGAAGGAAUGAAAUUUGAUCGAGGAUAUAUAUCACCAUAUUUUAUAAAUACAUCUAAAGGUGCAAAAAUAGAAUAUCAAGAUGCUUUAGUUUUAUUUAGUGAAAAGAAAAUAUCUAGUGUACAGUCUAUAAUACCUGCCUUGGAGUUAGCUAAUUCAAAAAGAAAACCCCUUAUAAUUGUUGCUGAAGAUGUUGAUGGUGAAGCUCUAAGUACCAUGGUAUUAAACAGGUUAAAAGUUGGUCUUCAAGUAGCUGCUGUUAAAGCACCAGGCUUUGGAGACAACAGAAAAAACACACUUCAUGACAUGGCUAUUUCAACAGGAGGAAUAGUUUUUGGCGAUGAUGCAGAUUUAGUGAAGCUAGAAGAUGUGCAGCCAAGUGAUCUAGGAGAGGUUUCUGAAGUUGUCAUAACUAAAGAUGAUACUCUCUUACUUAAGGGAAAAGGAAACAAGCAAGAUAUUGAUAGACGAAUUAAUCAGAUUAAAGAUGAGAUGGAAUUAACUACUUCACAAUACGAAAAGGAAAAACUGCAAGAAAGACUUGCGAGGUUGUCAAAUGGUGUAGCCCUCUUAAAGGUUGGAGGAUCAAGUGAAAUUGAGGUAAAUGAGAAGAAAGAUAGGGUAAACGAUGCAUUAAAUGCUACUCGUGCAGCUGUUGAAGAAGGAAUUGUAGCAGGGGGUGGAACUGCUCUGUUACGAUGCCUUCCUGCUCUUGAUAAGAUCAAAUAUGAAAAUGAGGAUCAAAAAAUAGGAAUUGAUAUUGUUAGAAAAUCUUUAAAGAUGCCAUGCACUCAAAUAGCUAUGAAUGCUGGUGUUGAUGCUGCCGUUGUUACACAGAAAGUCUUGGAUAACAAUGGCGAUUUCGGGUAUGAUGCAAUGAAAGGGGAUUAUGUCAAUAUGAUUGAAUCUGGCAUUAUUGACCCUACAAAAGUUGUACGAACAGCUCUCAUGGAUGCUGCUGGUGUUGCAUCUUUAUUAACUACUGCAGAAUCUGUUAUCGUAGAAUUACCGAAAGAAGAGAAAAUGCCCAUGGGUGGUGGCAUGGGUGGAAUGGGAGGUAUGGGUGGAUAUGAUAUGUAAAUCAAAACCUAUUUUCACUAAUUCACCCAUAAGACAUUUAGUAGUAGAGAACUUGGAUUACACAGUUUCAUCUGCUGAUCACAUUUGAUAAAUAAGAAAUGCAUUUGAAUUCAUACCAUUCCGACAACUGUGUUUAGUGUACCAUCCAUUUUAUCAGUUCAUUGUAGAGUUAUGUAUAAUAAACAAAUUUUGUUACA
Stegodyphus dumicola is the source of this 2059-nucleotide messenger RNA. RefSeq names its product Heat shock protein 60A (gene Hsp60A). Gene Ontology annotation, biological process: protein refolding. NCBI's taxonomy places the organism in Eukaryota, Metazoa, Arthropoda, Arachnida, Araneae, Eresidae. Gene Ontology annotation, molecular function: ATP binding; ATP-dependent protein folding chaperone. The record is from RefSeq and is a predicted model, not a curated record.